CAAUUUUAAUUGAAAAUGACUGCUACAGUUUUUAAAGUUGUUUAAUUGCAAUUUUAAAAGGAAUAAUUAUUGAUUUUUUUUCUUACAUAGCGAACAACUUAUAUCUCUUAACUUAUUACAAAAAUGUUGCGGCCCAACAACAAUUGAGCUGUGGGCUGCCAUGGCCCCUGGGAACCCCUGCGUCCCUUUGGACGCCAUUGCACUAUUGGGGUUGAAAGUGCUUGGAAAUUCAGCUGGCACCUUUAUUUACUGUAUUUUUAAAUUUAUUUUAUUGAAAACAAAUUUAAAUUAAAAGAAAAAAAACAGCGCCUUUAUUUAUUAUUUAUUUGUUUAGUUUUAUUAAAAAUAAAUACAUAUAGUAAUUACAAAAAUAUUUAAAUACAAAUAAAAUAUAUAAAAAGAACUGGUACCUUUAUUUGUAUUUACUUGCUAUUAUAAAUAAAUAAAUAAUAAUAAAAAAAAAUCUAAAUCUAUAAAUAAAUAACUGUCACUUUUAGAGGGAUCAGUCUCACAUUACAUACUUUGGUUCUCAGCAGGUCUUGAACUGGUCACUAUUUGAUCUACAGACCAAGAACUUGCUGAAAAGUCACUGACCUACUGUCCAGGCUAUCUAUCUACAGCAUAUAAACUUCACAUACAGUAUUGCUAUCCGGUUCCCUGAUGUUCUUGCUGUCCUUUCUCACACUCUCACCCCGAUUGAGCCAAUUCCUCCACCGCUGCAGGAGCGAAGGUACCUCUGCUGCUUGGUGGAAACAUCUAGCAGUAUGAUCAGCUGACCAGCUAUAAAAAUCAGUGUUCUAUCAUCCAGCAGCUGCAGGUUUUCUCUGCGCUGACAGUCAUAGCCAAACGAGUGACUUCAAGUUGUCAAGGAUUUAGAAUUUCAUCAAACACGAUACCAAGGUUCCUGGUUCCUUUUUAAUGAUAACAAACACAACUUUCUGGUAUUGGUAUUGGUUUGUCCAUUGACCUUUGACAGACAAAAAGAAUAGAAGGAAGAAAGCACUGUAAAACAAAGGAUACGAGAGGUUGAGGAGGUUCUCUGGGAUGUCAGAACCAGGUGUAAUGAAUGGUCUGGAAUAAAGUUCCUCAUAUUUGUAGUACAUAUCAGAAGACAGUUGUCUUCUCCUGUGACAAAGAAAAACAUUAACAUCUUAUAUGUACAGUGAAGGUCGCAUAAAGAAAUAGAAGGAUGCAGGGGCCAUUUUGAUACACUUUGUGCGUUAAAGAUGUUAAAACCAAUCCAGUGUAGGUAAACAUAUGCAGGAUUUCCCAUACAGUUAUUUAUCAGUUAACUGUGGCCUGCCACAGAAGGAUUUGGUGCUUUCUUUUAUAUAUUUCCUUAUAUUUGGCUGUGUCUUCUCACUCUCACUCUCAUAAAUACAGUACAGGACUGCCUGAAUGGCGUGUUGUUAGAAUUCUGUCCAGUAGAUGGCAUUGUUAACUGGAGCUGUGGGAACCUCUGUGCUAAGCAAUCUGAACAAUACAUCCACAUCUUUGUUUUGUGUUACAUAUCAAGCAAAUUAGUGUUAUAUCUAAUAAUAUAUCUCAUGAAUAACCUUUUUUUUUUUUUUUUGCAAUAUGCCGAGGGCCAAUAAAAACAAGCUGCGUUCCGAAAAUGGCCCCCGGGCAGCACUUUGGACACCUCAAUCUACAGGAGGCAAAGUACAGUGAUUAUUUUACAUUCUACAGUAGAAUUCACAGAGACCUUCCUAUUGAAAAUGCAUUUAAAUGUAAUAAUAAUGUGAAGUAAACUUAUUUCACAUACCAACUGUUAAAUUUGAACAAGCAUUUAAAGUGUUUUCUGACUGCUCUUAAAUGCCCAAUGAAUGUUAUAUAUGACAUUAAUGUCAACUUAUUAAGGUCUAGUGUGUCAUGUCACUAAAAAUUUUAGUUUUUUUUAGUAACAUUUUCACUGUUGAUGUCAGCACUGAACAACCAAUAAAAAUACAUUACAAUAUUUAAAUUAUACUCACUGUAAAGUCAUAACGCUGGAAAAAUACGCUUGUACUUACGUAGUGAUGUGAUCCUUGUACAUAUUUGUCCUGUGCAGACUUUUUACCGAAUUUUUUCCAGUGCCCAGGUUUGUUGGCCGUUGCCAGGCAACAGGAAGACAUCCCUGAUAGCGCUAAAAGUCCAAUUGGAUACCGUAGUCCUCAAUUUAGUUACUUAGUUACAGCAUUUUAUUUUACAUUCUUGCAUUAAGAACUUAACACCGUUUUAACCAACUGAACAACUGGUAUAAUCCAACUACAUUACCAAAAAUGUCUGAUUGAUUUUUUAAAACAUGGACACCACAUACGUUUGUAAUUAUUGUUACAAAAUUGUCAAUCAAAAUAUAACAAUAUAAUGACGAUAUUCUCUUGGAGAUGAAUGAAGUUUCCACCUUUACUUUUGCAUUGUCGUGACGACAUACUUUUACGACAGCAAACGUUGGAUUUCAGGUACCGUAAACCGUUGUGGUGAAACGCGCAUGGACAGAGUCGGGAAGAAGGCGUGCGUGUACUUGUAAAGAAUAUUUUAUACACAACCAACACUAUUCUGUCAAGAAACUGAUCAUACGAUCAAUUAUUGAUCAUAUUUUCAUCGAUGGAAGCCAAGCCCAAAAAACACUUUUCCCCUAAAGGUGGAAAGAAGUUAGGGCGUAAAGAUUCUCCUGGGAAAGCGCUUGGUAGUAGGCCAGCUGGUAAAAAGCCCUUUAAGCCAUACAUCAAGAAAGAAAUGAAAGGCAAAAUAGGGAAGAGUGGGGAUAACAACAAGAAGCAACGUACAUUUGCAAAAGAUGGAAAAGGGCCAAAUAAGAGAAAAUUUCCAGUGGACAAAGAGGGUGGAGCUCCACAGGCAAAGAGGAUCAAGAAAGGCGAGUUUAAGCCGAAGAAGCAGCAGACAGAUGAGGAGCUGAAAAAGAACAGGCAGCAGAAGAAGAGGGACCUGAAGAGGAGCAGACAGCAAGCAAAUCGAAAGGAUAUGUACCAAAUCAUCAGUCAGGCCAAACGAGUGUGGGGAGACCUCAGGAGCAAGACGUGUGAUAGCGAUUUGAAGAAGAAGCUGAUGAAGGAGCUUCAGGACCUGAUUGGGGGGAAGUACAAACAGAUGGCGUAUGCUCACGACUCGACACGAGUGCUGCAAUGUUUUAUCCAGUUUGGCAGCCAUGAGCAAAGACAGGACGUGUUUGACGUACUUAAAGAUGAUGUCAAUGCUUUGUGUAAGUCGCAGUAUGGCAGACACGUGGUGAAGAAGCUGAUGAUGUAUGGGAACAAGGAGCUGGUGGCAGCGGUGAUGCAAACCUUUAAAGGCCAUGUGCGUCCCAUGCUUCGCCAUGCGGCUGCGUCCUCCAUCGUCGAGUAUGCCUACAAUGACAAAGCUGUGCUGGCCCAGAGACUCAUGCUCACUGAGGAACUUUACGGAAACACUUUCACUGUCUGCAAGUCGUCUGUGUGCAACACUAUCCAGAAGGUUAUGGAGGCCAACCCAGACAAGUUGAAGCACAUCAUCGAUGAGAUGAAGCAGAUCCUGACUCCCUUGGCUCAGAAAGAGCAGGUCAUCAAACACUCGCUAGUCCACAAAGUCUUUUUGGACUUUUUCCUGUUCAGCCCCGACAAACCGAGAGCGGAGAUGAUCGAGUCCAUCAGGGAGUCAGUCGUUUACAUGGCUCACACCCAUGACGGCGCACGAGUGGCCAUGCACUGUCUGUGGCAUGGGACAGCCAAGGACAGAAAGGUCAUCAUCAAAACCAUGAAGACGUACAUGGCCAAGUUUGCCAUGGGGGAGUUUGGUCACCUCGUUCUUCUCGCCAUAUUUGACUGUGUGGACGACACCAAGCUGGUCAAACAGGCGGUGUUGUCUGAGAUCAUGCUGUCCUUAGGGGAAGUCAUCAGUAACAAAUAUGGCAAGAAGGUUCUGUUGUACCUGCUCAGCCCCAGAGACCCAGCUCACCUGCUGCCUGAGAUCAUCAAAGUGCUGCAGCAAGGAGAUGGCAACGCACACAGUAAAAAGGACACAGCCCUGCGGAGGAAGGAGCUUCUGGAGGUGGUCUCCCCGCCGCUGCUCGACUAUCUCUGCGAAAACGCCGCCGCCAUGGUCAUGGACAAGGCCACCAGCGUCACAGUGAGCGACAUCCUGGCGUCAGCCUGCGGGGACCUUCGGCCCGCCAUGACGGCUGUGGCUCAACUGGCCAAUCAGGAGCUGGUACCUGGAGGCGUCAAUGGAGAGCUCCACAUGGCAGAACAUCCUGCAGGACACUUGGUGCUGAAAUGGCUCAUUGAGCAGGACGUCACACUGGCAGAGACUGGCAAAGAAGAGCGCUUUGCCAGGAUCCUGGUGGACACUGUUGAGAUGGAAAAACUGAGGAGUUGGGUUAAAGUCAACAGAGGAGCCAUGGUGCUCUGCAGCCUCCUAAACAGCUGUGACAAGACUGUGGUUGCAGACGUGAAGGCAACGCUUAAGUUCUUCGAGCUCAACAGCGCCAACAACAGCAAAGGAGCGGAAAUCCUGAUGGAGAAUUUAAAAAAGUAAAACUGUCAAAAACCCCACCGGCGACACCCGCGGUAUCACGUCCUGUCUGGAAGUCCAUGCAAACCAAAACUAAGUUAUGUCAGACUGUGUCAACAUAUCUGGACGACUUGUCAACUUGAGCAGUUGGAAUACAGAAAUAAUUGAUGUGAACAAGAAUUAUGGGGUUGUUCACGACAGUCCUCAGUCAUGAAGGGAUACAUGAAGUUGUUCACAUCCCCAUCAGCAGUGUAGUCCAUAGACAGCGACUCACCCCCCCCCAUUUGGUCUCCUAAGUCCAGUUCAAAAGAGUAACAUUUGCGGCGGGAGACAAAUAUAACGCCGAGCGAAUUUGUGAGGUCUGACUUUUUCGAGUAGGCAUUUUUGUGAUGCAAAUGUAUUACGGUACUCUUUUGAACGCAUAUAAUUUUUAAGAAGCCAAACUCCUUACUUGUGAAACCCCAGCGACUACCUGGAACUACGUUCUUCAUCACCGAACUCUGACCUGAACUGGACUUACGAGACCAAGUGGGGGGUGAGUGGCUGUUGAUGCACUACACUGCUGAUGUCACAACUUCAUGUCAAAAAAUCCAAACUAUCCCUACAGCAGCAGGUGUUGACGUCAUCUGAUAAAGUGAAAGCUGAAUCUCAAAAAAAAAAAAAAGUGUUCCAGUUUGUUGAUCCAAGUUCAGAUCUCCAAUCUGAGAAACGGCUGCUGUUUUGUAAAUUGUCAAAUUAAAAGUUAUUUCUAAACUUUUCAUUUUAAAGUUAAGUCAAAGUUUUGUAAGGAUUUUUUUGUUUAUAGUGACAUUUUGUUCAAAUGUUGUCCAAAAAUGUAACUUUGAUGUACUGAAAUAAAUAUAUGAAAGUUUAAUUUGUAAUCAUUU
Messenger RNA from Dunckerocampus dactyliophorus (ringed pipefish), 5375 nucleotides. It is a transcript of the gene pum3, whose product is annotated as pumilio RNA-binding family member 3. Gene Ontology annotation, biological process: regulation of translation. Gene Ontology annotation, molecular function: mRNA binding. The record is from RefSeq and is a predicted model, not a curated record. The coding region runs from base 2587 to 4512 and encodes 641 amino acids. Gene Ontology annotation, cellular component: nucleolus. The transcript is spliced from 18 exons. NCBI's taxonomy places the organism in Eukaryota, Metazoa, Chordata, Actinopteri, Syngnathiformes, Syngnathidae.